GCUUGCGCCACACAACCAAUUGCCGGAUGGACAUGCAUUUGUCUGCUCUCCGUUCGUGACCGGCUCUUCUCAGUGCAUAGGGCGCUGGCAUUGAUCGGCGAGUAGCUGCAGGGACUCAACUGCAUCACUUCUUUUUCUUGCACUGCUGACAAACAAAACCGCUUCGACGAUCUUCCUUCCCAGCUGUGUGUACCGCAUCUUUUGAACAUCCCGACGCUGACCAUCGGCAGCGAGGAUGCAGUCGAUGGCGAGCCCCCGAAGCUCCGUUCUCGUACGAGGCUCCAUCUUCUCGAGUGCAACCUCGACCGCGUGCCAAGAGAGAACCAGCUCCAGCCUGAAAGCUGUGUCACUGCUUCAUGGUCAGGCGUUCAAAGCCAGAGUAGAUGGCGCAGCGCGGGGAGAGUUUAUCCCCACCGUCUAUUCGUUGUCUCAAAUGCAGCGGUUACUUACAUCGACGACACACGUCUCAUCUCUGAGGCAGCAGGGGAGCUUAGCACACCCGAUUAGGAGAAGGCAUGCUGACAACAACAGUAGCAGAGUGAGAGCUGAUGCAACUGUCUCGAUGGUGGAGAGCGUGUCGAGGGAGGAAAAAGCGACCCAGCCCCUCCGCGAGGUUGUGUCCACACCCAACGCCCCCGCAGCUUUAGGGCCUUACUCUCAGGCCAUCAAGGCAAAUGGCAUGCUUUAUGUGUCAGGGUGCCUUGGACUGGACCCGGCAACGAUGAAGUUCCCCUCUGAAGACGUGUCGGACCAAGCAGAGCAGCUGAUGAAGAACAUGGGAGAGAUUUUGCGAGCCGGCGGCUCAAGCUUCGAUUGUGUGGUAAAGACGACGAUUCUGCUCAGCGAUCUCAAGGACUUUGGCACUGUCAAUGCUAUCUAUGGAAGAUACUUCCAGGACAGCCCUCCUGCGCGGUCAACAUUCCAAGUGGCUGCUCUUCCGCUGAAUGCGAAACUGGAAAUCGAGUGCAUUGCGCUUCUCAGCGCGGGUGGCAGCGGCAGGCAGUGAAAAAAAAAAGGAGGUGGCUUGCUCUCUUCCUUCAUCUUCACUGCAAUUGUGCCGGAGCCAGAGACAAGGCGAUUUGGCAUACAUCGUGCAAAACUGUCGUGUGGUAGGAGGGAGGUGUUGAUGCAUUGCAGAUAUCGGGAGUAGCUCAGUCGUGCGUAGUUGUGGGGCCAAGGGAGGCGGGGGUAAAGAGGUCGACAAAGCGGACGAGAACCGGCAGGGCAUGUCGCAUGUUCUUUAAUACAGACGGGUGAAAUAAGGUCGACAAAGCGGGACGAGAAACUGCCAAGGCAUGUCACAUGUUUUUUGGUACACAUGGCUGGCACAAGAGUGUGUGACAAAUGUAUGAAAAUGUGCUUGACUGAACAGAUGAUUUAUUGCUGUCAGUCCAUUCUUUUGUUCACUCUAGGGACAAGUUUUCGUUGCGAGUGUUCUACCUGUUUUUGAAUGCCUAUCCCAUUAGAGGUGAGUGAUUUCCCAUUAGAGGCGAGUGAUUCUUGUGAUGAGCGGCAGGGGGAGGGGGUCGGGCGGGCGAGGGGGGUUGGUGGACAAGCGUGGAGGAGAGCGACUCACCGUAUGAGGUGCGAAGAGUUUUGUGUUUCUGACCGACCUGAACACUCUGUCUUGGCUGUGUUUCCUUUCACUGCUUCCCUAUCUGUUCAGUACUUCCAGUGACCCAACUCGGUCUUAGCUGUGCUGCUUCUUCUUCUUAAUUCUUCGCUGUGCUUCUUCUUCUUCUUCUUCUUCUUCUUUCUUCUUUCUUCUUCUUCUUCUUCUUCUUCUUCUUCUUCUUCUUCUUCUUCUUCUUCUUCUUCUUCUUCUCCUGCUCCUCUUCCUCCUCCCCCUCCUCCUCCUUCCUUAGCCAGAUCCGUAUGGCCCUAGCUUCUUGGGAUCAUCUUGUGCUAUUGUUUACCUUCUUCCCCUGAACACAACGCACCUUGAUCGUAAAUGUGAUACGCAUUGCGCAAACUAUCUUUCUGUUCUGGUACAGUCAUGAUGAGGGUUCCUUGGGCUCUAAGGAUUGCACUAGUAGGGGCUGUUGUGUUCACAAUGCCUGUGUUUCCUGGCAGUGACAUAUAUUCAUCGUGUGGCGAUCUGGCUCCUCAGGAAAUUGAGGGUUGUCUCAACCUAGAGUCUGCGGAGCUGUCCAUACCGUGUGAGUAGGUGAUAGGCCUCAGAGAUCGCGGCUGUAUGUAUGUGUUUGCUUUAUCACCAUGCUGCCUUGCUGUCUUGUUGCUUGACUUGCUGCCUGCUUUCUUUGCCUUGCCGCUUGAUUUGCUGGCCCUGUUCCCAUCCGUUGGCUCUUCUGGUGCUUGCAGUGUUGCCACGCUAGUUGCCUUGCAGUUUUUGUUCGCCUGCUCGUCGGAUUUUCCGCUGCUUGCAGCGUUGCCCUGCUCCAUGCCUUGCCGUUCGCCCACCAGCUUGGCGAUGCCCUUCCCCCCGCAGGUCUUGCGGCUCAGUCAUGGUUUUCUUUCCAGAGACUUGCCACUGGGCAUAGUUGGCACACACAUACACAUGCACACCCACGGACGUAGGUUCACAUGUGCAUGUGCUUGGACACGUGUAUGACUGCGUACAUCAAAGCUUACAUGAGUGCUUGCCUCCUGAAAGACAUUCAUGUCCUCAUGCAUGCACACACGCACACACUUAGACGUGCUCGUUCUUGCGCGGUGUGCAAUCAGACAGAGCUUGAUGUGAAUAAAAUUGACAAGCAUGCAUGCAUGCAUGCAUGCGCUUAGAUGUGCUCGUUCUUGCAUGCAUGCGAUCGGACAGAGAUUGAUGUGAAUAAAAUUGAUAAGUUUGCAGAAAAGGGCAAACGAGCACAUGGAGGUUGGACGAGUCCUAUAAAAGGUUAUUGGUAAUUUUGGCCACUUGGUGUACAGGGUAGGAAGACAGCAAUAAAAGCAACUUGUUCAG
Messenger RNA from Chara braunii, 2920 nucleotides. Lineage: Eukaryota; Viridiplantae; Streptophyta; Charophyceae; Charales; Characeae. The record is from the annotation of a GenBank genome assembly.